AUGCCUUCCCUCUUCUCGCGCUCGCAGCAUGCUCCCAAGAAGGAUCGUGCCCCCGCCGUGCUCGUCGCCAACCCUAGCGGACCGGAUCGCCGCGUCCUAGGCCUUGCGAAGACAUGGAACGGGUCGAGCGUGCAGUCCAACUCGAACAUCAGCGAGUUUGGAACGGUGCCGCCUGUCUCACAUGCCUCGGCUCUGGCCAACGGCGUCAACAUGUCCAGCUCGCCCUCCGAACAGUCUCUGCUCCCUGGCCCGCCGGCCUUCCUGCCAACGACAGUGCCGUUGAGCGCGACCCAGGCCAUCACGUCAGUGGACGCCGGGCGCAGCGCUGAGAGCUCUGGAAGGCCGUACGGCUUCCUCGCGGCUGUGGGGCGCAACGUGAUUCUUGGCAUCGAUGAGGUUGCCAGGAUCAUCCGCGAAGUCGGUGCCGAGUUGUCACGACGAUCGGCCAAGUACCCGUAUGACGCGUUCAACACCCUCGCUACCAUUCUCUCCGCCGAUGUCUACAACUACAUCAUCUCCCCGCUGUUCGCCCUUUUGUCAAAGUGCACAGCCCACUCGCACAACUCUGGACUGACGCCCCACGCCCUGGCGUCCUACUUUGCGCCUCUUCUUUUCGACAUCCCGACCAAUGUGACAUGUCUCGCGUCCCAUGCCGUGUUCGUGCGCGCGGCGGCCGCCACGGAACAUAUGAUCCUCGCCAAUAUUCGCUCGUCGGGUCGGCCAACCGAGGGCGGCGGCCUCGGCCUGACGGACCUGCCGUCGAGACUGAAGGAGUGGGUCACCGGCUACCCUUCCAUGGUCGUGUCGGACGCCGAUCUGUCUCGCGGUAUGCCCCGCCGGGCAACCCGUGUCAUUCGUUGCGAGACGGCAUCGCGCACGGUCCGCGCCUAUUCGCGAGAUCUCGUUGCCAGCGCAGAGCUCUGGGGCACCGAAACGCCAAACUGGGACGCUUGGAACCGUGUUGUUCUGAAGGAGAAGCGGGGAGAGGCUGCCCGGCCCAAGUUUUCCGCGUCCUACCGUCGCAAGAUGGCUGUUAAGGAGACGUUACCGCUGCCGGCGUCUUCGCAGCGAUCACAGCAGGUCGUCUACGGUGCUCCCCUGAACCAGGGAGGAUCUGUCACGAAAAUUGAGAAGGACGAGGGCGAGGCUGGCCGCUUCGCGUCGCUCGCCGGCAAGGAGUGGAGUGCGUUUGAAGAGCUCGGCUUCGACUCGCAGGCGACGUCCCGGCGAGGAGAGCCCGAGCGGCCAGACAUGCAAAGCCGGCUGCAGUUCGAUCUUAACGAGAGUGCCAAACAGAGCGUAGCUGAGCGACGCCAGACGAUGGACUGGAGCGACUUUGCUGACGGUGGCUUCACUAGGACCGAGUCAUACUUGACCGCGUCGCUCACGUUCUCGGCCCCGAUCCAAUCUUCGAUCACCGAGUGGCCGAAGGAGCGCGACGAGCUGCAGCGUCGCCUCCACAAGACGCAAAAGGAGGCAACGCCGUUUAACUACGACACGACGCCGCGCUUCGGACGCCACUCGGGCGUCGAGGGCAUCGACGACAAGGGUCGCGUGUACAUCGAGGAGGCGUUCAUUGACUGCUGGACCGAUUUCAUGAUGGGCGCGGGCUGGAUGGACCGCGACGAGCUCACCUUCAAGGAGGCAUCUUGGGCGCUUGUCGAGUACAGGGCCAAGCCGAACCACCCGGACGCUGUCGACAGCUUUGCCGACGACCCGCGAGACACUGAGCUGCACUUCCUGUUCGAGGAGCGUGUGCCCUUAGAAUACCAGAUGGCGAUCGCCGACCCGAAGCGGAAGAAGACGCUGGGCAAGCUGUUCGCGAAGCGCAGCAAGAAGCAGCAGCCGCCUCCCAAACUCUCGCCUAGGGACGACUUUGAAAAGAUGCUCACGGUCAACCGGACACAGCAGAAGCGCAUCAACCUCACACGCGCCGACCAGUCCGUCUCGUCCCAGCUCUGGCAGGCGCUCAACGAGCCGUCGCCCACGGUCAAGAAGUCCAACAGCGUCUCUAGCAACGGCCAGGGCUACUUCCCGCCGCAGCAGCCGAAAUCCGCCUCGCCGAAAGAGGCGCCUCCUCUCCCCGAGAAGGAUGGCAAGCCUGUGAACGGAUCGUCCAAAACGCGCAUGUUCAAGUCGAUCCGCCGUGUCAAGUCGAACGGCAGGCAGCGUGAGGCGGCCAAGCAGCGCGAGGUCUCGAUGGACUUUGAGGUUCAGUCUGCGUCGGGGCUCAGCUCUGGCACGAGCAGCCCACAAAACGACAAGUCACUCAAGGACGAGGAGAAGUGGAUGGACAUUCUUAUCGCGAAUGGAGCCCGUCCUAUGGCUCAAGCCGUGCCGCCCUCUGGUGCGCCGCUGCAAGCCGCCACGAGCCAGUCGUCUACCAUCCGACGUGUCUCUCCCUCCUCGCGCAAAAGCCCGCCCGCGGACGACCUGACGCCGCCCGCCUCGCAACUCGGCGACAUGCACCUGCGCAACCCGUCCCCUCCCAAGGCUGCCGGCCUCCAGUCCCCGAUCCACAUGAACGGCCACGCAUUCGAGAACGGACACCGUGGCGAGCCCAUCUACGAGCCGCCCGAACUGAGCGUCACGCGCUCGCAGGACUCGUCGUACGAGGACUCGACGCGCGAGUCGGUGCUCACGAGCGACGACGCUUCUGUCCUGCCCUCGGACUCGAUCUCAAUGCGGCGCCCGACGUCGGACGCCGAGUCCGAGCCCUUCUCGCCCAUCGAGGCGCCGCCUCUCCCCAUCCCGCCCGUGCAGACGUCGCGCGGACCUCUGCCUCCCCUCCCGCCUGCGGCCGCCAAGCGUGCCCUGCCGCCGACACCCCAGCAGCCGAGCGAGUACCAGCAGGAGCUGAUCCAGCCCCGCCCCCGACAGCACAGCGACCGCGAUGCGAUCGCCUCGAUUGUGGACGGGUACGGCCGCGACAGUGUUGCCGACGACGUGUACGGCGGCCUGCAGCGGGACUCGAUCUUCAGCCAGACGUAUGCGUCCGAGCGCGGCGACAGCAUGUACGACCCCCGCGAGAGCACCGACGGCGGAUACGUCGAGGACCUGCCGCCCCCCGGCCCCAUUUUUGACCUCACCCCCGGUCGCGAGCCCUCGCCCGCGCGAUACAAGCAUGGCGAGCCGCUGCAGUUUGUCGGUGAGGAGGACGAGGAAGAGGAGGAGGACGAGUACUAUGGGCGCCACAGGUACUAA
Messenger RNA from Trichosporon asahii var. asahii CBS 2479, 3204 nucleotides. RefSeq lists its product as uncharacterized. Bases 1 to 3204 code for a protein of 1067 amino acids. The transcript has 4 exons. The record is from RefSeq and is a predicted model, not a curated record. Lineage: Eukaryota; Fungi; Basidiomycota; Tremellomycetes; Trichosporonales; Trichosporonaceae.